AUUGAGAAGAAGCACAAAUAUAGCUAGCUGCUUUCGUAAUAGCGAUGGCGGAGGGGAUCGCAUUCGAUUUGGUCAAAGGAGUGCUCGGCAAGCUGGGCUCCGCUCUCUGGGACGAAAUCGGACUGCUGCGGAGCUUCAAGGACGACGCGGACGACCUCAGAAGCAACUUCUCGGCGAUCCAAGCGGUGCUUCUCGACGCCGAGGAGCGAAGCAGCGCUGGGAAGGAGACCCACGCUCUGCGCCACUGGCUGCGCAAACUGAAGGACGCCGCCUAUGACGCCGACGACCUGCUGGACGAGAUCCGGACGCAAGCGGCCCUCCGGCCACAGCAGUAUCCCGAGGUGCAGAAUCAAAACCAGCCAGCUGAAAAGGUACGUGGAUUUCUGUCCCGCGCUAAUCCGAUGCAUCUCAAGUUUAAGGUCAAGAUGGCACACAGGAUGAAAGAGCUCAGAGAAAAGAUCAGUAAGAUCGCGAAACAGAGGCAUGAUUUUGGUCUUGCCGAAGCUGGCCCUCGUCGACAGGCUGAGUUCAAGCACCCUGAGACAUUCUCGGUCGUCGAUGAAAAGACAAUAGUCGGGAGAGAUGGUGAUAAAGAGAAAAUUGUGAAGCUACUGCUAGAGACGGGCGGGGAUCACGACGUGUCGGUCAUUCCGAUCGUGGGAUUGGGGGGUUUGGGGAAGACGACGCUCGCUCAGCUGGCCUGCAACGACGGGCGGGUUACGGGCCAGCAGCGCUUCGAUCUACGGGCGUGGGUCUGCGUGUCUACCGAUUUCGACAUGAAGACGAUUGCAAAGCCGGUGAUAUCUGCAGCUGGAGAGAACUGUGCUCUUGAUAACUCGGAUGCCGUCGCCAGUUGCCUUGUCAGUAUCUUUAGCCAGAAGAGAUUUUUGCUGGCGCUGGAUGAUGUAUGGAACGAAGAUCAGGAAAAGUGGGAGAAAUUGAAGGUUUUGUUUAAGGACGGCAAGCAGGGAAGUAAAAUUUUAGUAACCACACGAAGCGAAAAGGUCGCCGAGAUAAUGAGAACAGUCGAACCACACCGUGUGAAAGGCUUAUCGGAUGAUGAUUGCUGGACAUUGUUCAAAAGGCGGGCAUUCAAGGAAGGGGAAGAGAAAGACUAUCCGACCUUGGUCGAAAUCGGAAAGCAGAUAGUUAAGAAGUGCGGCGGUGUGCCGUUAGCAGCGAAUGCUUUAGGAAGUAUGAUGCGCUUUAAGAUCAGGACGGAGGAUGCAUGGUCCGCUAUUAGAGAUAGCGAAAUAUGGAGGUUGGAAGAAGAAGGAACUAUUUUACCAUCAUUGAAAUUGAGCUACAUUCAGAUGCCGUCGGCUUUGAAGCAGUGCUUUGCUUACUGCUCCAUAUUCCCCAAAGACUAUGAGGUUGACAAGGAUGACUUGAUCCGGCAAUGGAUUGCUUUAGGCUUCAUUUCAUCACAUGAAACAUGGACUUGGAUGGAAGAUAUUGGAAAUGAGUACUUUAACGAUCUAUUAUGGAUGUCGUUCCUUCAAGAAGUGGACGAAGAAUAUAGAAAGGUUACCACCUACCGGAUGCAUGAUUUAGUGCACGACCUCGCACAAUCUGUAGCAAGAGAAGAAGUUGCUGUUAUAGUUGGAGAAGAGUCAACACGGAUCCCGGAAAGUUGCCGCUAUGUCUCGAUAUACAGUCGUUUCACGCCACAGGUUUCAAUUACCGUAAUGCGGAGGUUGCGAGCUCUUCAAUUUAGGGAAUCUGGUUCACUGAUUAUGGCUUUUUAUAGCGAGGCAAAAUGCUUACGCCUGUUGGAUUUACAUGGUUCCGGAAUUUCUGAGGUGCCAAGCUCAAUCGGUAAGUUGAAGCUCUUAAGAUACCUUGACCUUUCGGGGACCAGUGUACAGGAGAUGCCUGAAGCAAUUACUGGCCUCUGCAACUUGCAAACCUUGAAUCUUUCAGGCUGCGACAUGAUCCGUACAUUGCCCAAAGCUCUAGGAAGGCUUGUGAACUUGCGGAAUUUAGAUUUAAGCGAUUGCCGAUCUCUGACAAUACCUGACUCAAUUAGCAAACUUCAGAAUUUGUAUGCACUAAAUUUGAGAUCGUGCCAAAAGGCGAUAUCACUUGAACCUGUAAGUUGCCUCAAAAACCUGUAUUUCCUAAAUCUAUCAGGUCUAGUUUCUUUGGUGACAUUACCAGAAUCCAUUGGAAGCCUUCAAAACUUGCGUAUUCUGAACCUUUCUGAAUGCUUUUCUCUACUAUCAUUACCCUCGUCGUCAAGUGAUCUUCAGCAUUUAGAGAAACUAGACAUUAGUGGUUGUAAAAAAUUACGUGAGCUGCCUAAAAUGUUCCAAAAGCUGACCAAACUUAGAGUCUUGUUAAACAACAAUUGCUUGGAAUUGAAGGGCAUGCCCCGAGGGAUCGGCAAGUUAGUUAGCCUGCAGGAAUUGUCUGUUUUUGUCAUCUGCAGGCAAGACUGCAUCGAACAUUGUGCUAGCAUAUCUGAGCUAGAGCACCUUAAGCUUGUCGGCAAGCUGGAGAUCAAUGGUCUCGAAAAUGUAACGAGUCCGGUUGAUGCCAAGGCUGCAAAUUUGAUAGAGAAGAACCUGCGGUCUUUGAAGUUGGAAUGGAACGUUUUAAGUGCGGAAGAAGGCACAGAUAGUACAGUACUACCGGCGGAAGAGAUGGAAACCGUGCUAGAAAAUCUUCAACCACAUCAAAAGCUAGAGAAUUUGGUAAUAGAAGGCUAUGGAGGCGGGAAGUUUCCUAGCUGGAUGAUGAAUAGGAUUGGCUCGUGCCUCCCAAAUCUCAUAAUAUGCAGCUCACUCCCGCCGCUGGGGCAACUUCCUUUUCUUACAAAACUACAAAUAGGCGAUAUGCCCGCAAUAACAAAUUUGGGCGUAGAUAAGUUCCCUGUGCUGAUGAUACUUAAGUUGUCCUCCAUGCCGUUGCUGCGAGAAUGGGUGACUGUGUUGACGGUGGAUGACGAAGAAGGCAGGCGAGAGCGAGUUCCCAUUUUUCCGUGUCUCGGUGGAUUGUUGCUUAAAGAAUGUCCUCAAUUGAGGCCGGAGCCUUGCCUCCCGCCAUCGGUUGAGUAUCUGCUCAUUUCUCAAGCAAGCAAGGAGAAUCUAUCGUUAAUUCUCGAAUGCGCGAUGCCACUUGGUGGUGGUGAUGCCGCCGUUUCACUUCAACCGCCACCAGAUACGGGGCUGCGCGAGCUAAUAAUACAAAAAUGUCGGCAGCUAACUUGUUUGCCCGAGAGCUUGCGGGGUCUCACGUCCCUCCAGUGGCUGACAAUAUGGGAUUGCAAAGAUCUUGAGAGAAUUGAAGAUUGGCUCGGGGAGCUCACCGAGCUGCAGUCCUUGGAGAUCUCGGGGUGCAGCAGUCUCCGUUACUUGCCUGCCCACAAGAUGACCACACUUAAGAAGUUACACAUUAAAGGUUCCCCGCUGUUGUUCGAUGCAGAUAAACACUUUGUCGACACCAGCGUCGAUCACAUCGAAGAAGUCAAAGUUGAUGGAAGGCCGUACCCAUAUGAGGAACUAGCGAGUAGCUCGUCAAAGGAGGAGAGCUCACCGAAGCUCUUAAGAUACCUUGACCAUUCGGAGACCAGAAUACAAGAAUUGCCUGAAUCAAUUACCAGCCUAUGCAACUUGCAAAAAUUGAAUCUUUCAAGGUGCAGUUCUCUGACAAUACUUGACUCAGUUAGCAACCUUCAGAAUUUGUACUCACUAAAUUUGAGUUCGUGCGAAAAAGUGAGAUCACUUGAACCUAUAUGUCACCUCAAAAACCUGCAUGACUUAAACCUAUCAUGUCUAAAAUCUUUGGUGACGUUACCCGAAUCCAUUGGGAGCCUUCAAAACUUGCGUACUCUAAACCUUUCUCGCUGCAGUUCUCUACUAUCAUUACCCUCAUCGUUAUGUGAUCUCAAAAACCUAUAUAACUUAAACCUGUCACUUCUAAAUUCUUUUGUGACAUUACCUGAAUCCAUUGGGAGCCUUCAAAACUUGCAUAUUCUGAACGUUUCUAAAUGCUGUUCUCUACAAUCAUUACCCUCAUCGUCAAGUGAUCUUCAGCAUUUAGAGAAACUCGACAUCAGUGGUUGUCGAAAAUUAUGUGAGCUGCCUAAAAUGAUCCAAAAGCUGACCAAACUUAGAGUCUUGUUAAACAACAAUUGCUCGGAAUUGAAGGGCAUGCCCCGAGGAAUCGGUAAGUUAGUUAGCUUGCAGGAAUUGUCCGUUUUUGUCGUCGGCAAGCAAGACCGCGUCGAACAUUGUGCUACCAUUUCUGAGCUAGGGCACUUGAAGCUUGUCGGCGAGCUGCGGAUCAAGGGUCUUGAAAAUGUAACGAGUCCAGUUGAUGCCAAGGCUGCAAAUUUGAUAGAGAAGAAGCUGCGGUCUUUGAAGUUGGAAUGGAACGUUUUAAGUGCGGAAGAAGGCAUGGAUAGUGUACUACCGGCGGAAGAGAUGGAUACCGUGCUAGAAAAUCUUCAACCACAUCAAAAGCUAUCGAAAUUGGAAAUAGAAGGCUAUGGAGGCGGGAAGUUUCCUAGCUGGAUGAUGAAUAGGAUUGGCUCGUGCCUCCCAAAUCUCGUUGAAAUCAAACUUGAUAAUAUUCCCGUAUGCAGCUCACUCCCGCCGCUGGGGCAACUUCCUUUUCUUAAAGAACUAAUUACACAAAAUAUGCCCGCAAUAACAAAUUUGGGCGCAGAAAAGUUCACUGCGCUGACGAGCCUUUGCUUGUUCUCCAUGCCAAUGCUGCGAGAAUGGGUGACGGUAUUGACGGUGGAUGACGAAGAAGGCAGACGAGAGCGAGUUCCCAUUUUUCCAUGUCUCACUGAAUUGUUGAUUUCAGAAUGUCCUCAAUUGAGGCCGGAGCCUUGCCUCCCGCCAUCGGUUGAGCAUCUGGUCAUUUCCGGAAGAAGCAAGGAGAGUCUAUUGUUAAUUCUCGAAUGCGCGAUGCCCCUUGUUGGUGGUGAUGCCGCCGUUUCACUCCGACCGCCACCAGAUAAGGGGCUGCAGGGGCUAAUAAUAGGAGAAUGUCAGCAGCUAACUUGUUUGCCCCAGAGCUUGCGGGAUCUCACGUCCCUCCAGAGCCUGUAUAUAUGUAGUUGCGAAGAUCUUGAGAGAAUUGAAGAUUGGCUCGGGGAGCUCUCCGGCCUGCAGUCCUUGGUCAUCAGCAAGUGCAGCAAUCUCCGUUACUUGCCUGCCCACAAGAUGCCCACACUUAAGAAGUUGAGUAUUGAUGAUUGCCCGCUGCUGUUCGAUGCAGCCGAACAAUUUGUCGACACCAACGUCAAUCACAUCGAAGAAGUCUCUGUUAAUGGAAGAUGGAAAAACUUCGGAAAUACCCAUAUGAGGAAGAAGCGUGCAGCUCGCCAGAGGAGGAGAAGAAGGGUUGGACGAGUUUUUGGAGCAGAUCGAAUUGGUUAGCGAGGAGAGCAUAAGUAUAUGUACCUAUUAUUUGGAGGUAAAAGGAUAUUAGAUAUUAUCUAAACUAUACUGCACUUUGAAAGUGGGCAACUGGGCUUUACGAAUUUCGAUUUUAAUUCGUAAACCUUAUAUAUGCUCAUUUUGAUAAAAGAAAUUUUCUUUGAAAGAUUUAUUAGAUUCUUUUAAAAUUUAGUCUCUUCCGUUAAACAAAGUGCAAAAUAUUUCAUACAAUAAAAAAUAUUUUUUUUAUCGAAUUUUAAAAUGUUUUCUCAAAAAAAGUUAAGUAUCCUUUCGAAUUCUGUAAGAAACAUAAUAAACAGGGCGGAAAGUUAGAGAGUCGAUUUAAAUUUUUUAAAGUUCAGUUAUUUAUCUCGAAGCGUAGUAUAGCUCAAGUAAGGAUCAUUCUCUUUUAGCUUCUUAAUUUGGUGACCACUAUUCCCCUUUGAGAAGAAUAUUUUUUUCCUUUUUUUGCCAGAAAAACAAAUUUUAUAUAUCUAGGUGCAACGGUGGAGAUUUUUCAUUUAUGGACUUAUUGUCUUAUUUUUCAGGUGGGUGUUGUUUAGCUUGCAGGACAAUAAUUGUUUUAUGUUGUUUGUGUUUUCGUUAUAUAAAUUAAGUUUCCGAAUGUACUAUUGUAUGAUUUGGUUUGAUUGUUUGUAAUUUUUUUGGUGUUUCCUA
Molecule: messenger RNA, 6071 nt
Organism: Ananas comosus (pineapple)
Lineage: Eukaryota; Viridiplantae; Streptophyta; Magnoliopsida; Poales; Bromeliaceae
Product: putative disease resistance protein RGA1
Exons: 6
Coding region: 45-5393 (1782 amino acids)
Molecular function (GO): ADP binding
Source: RefSeq, a predicted model, not a curated record